AUGCGACUGUCGCACAAGGCGCAGGGCGGGGACCCCUGGACUCCGCCGGAGUACUCCGUAAUGCGCGCAAAGGCCGUGCAUGCGGCACCACACGCAGCGCCCGUCGGAGGAGUUGUCGAGGGAACAAAGGUGGCCGCGUGCACCCUCGCGAGUCACGUAGGAAAGACCUGCCGCCUGGCCCUCCGGCGCCACUGGCUUCCCCGCUGCGCAACAGGAUCCUGCACCCCGCGGGCCGGGCCGUGGAUCAUCUGUCUGUCCCCGCGGGGCGCUGCUCGCACCUUUCCCUUCGGACCAGCCGUCUGGUCUGCCCACAAAGCGACCGCGGGGACAGCGGCGGGUCCGAACGAGCCCCCCCUCCCCCCCGACACUGCGAAGGGUUCCCGAUUUCCUCCGCGGACCGACACGGCUCCCCGGAGUGCUUCGCCGGCCUGGGAAGGGGAGGGGAGGGGCGGGGCGCCACGCCCCCAGCAGUGCCGCACUCGCGGCGGCGGCGGCGGCAGCGAGAGCGGCGGCGGGAUGAUCGCCGGCUCCUUGCACCCGACCCGCCUGGGGAAGCUCGUCCUGCAGGGGGUCACGGCCAGCCCCGGGGCCGGCGGGAGCGACGGCCCCAGUUCGGUCAGCCCCAGCGGCUUCGGCGCGCCCGCGGACGGCGGCAACGAGACGCAGUGCCUGCUGAUCCUGAGCUACGGCAACGUGGAGAAAGUGGUGAUCGGGGCCGCCCUGUCGCUCAUCACCCUGCUGACCAUCGCCGGCAACUGCCUGGUGGUCAUCUCCGUCUGCUUCGUCAAGAAGCUCCGGCAGCCCUCCAACUAUCUCAUCGUCUCGCUCGCCCUGGCCGACCUCUCGGUGGCCGUGGCCGUCAUGCCCUUUGUCAGCGUGACCGACCUCAUCGGCGGCGAGUGGAUGUUCGGCACGGCCUUCUGCAACGUCUUCAUCGCCAUGGACGUGAUGUGCUGCACCGCCUCCAUCAUGACCCUCUGCGUGAUCAGUAUCGACAGGUAUCUUGGUAUAACCAGGCCUCUCACCUACCCCGUAAGGCAAAACGGGAAGUGCAUGGCUAAAAUGAUCCUUUGCGUGUGGCUGCUGUCUGCUUCCAUCACUUUGCCGCCUCUCUUCGGCUGGGCUCAAAAUAUCAAUGAUGGCAAAGUGUGUUUAAUAAGCCAAGACUUUGGUUAUACGAUUUAUUCCACCGCUGUUGCUUUCUACAUUCCCAUGUCAGUUAUGCUUUUCAUGUACUAUCAGAUCUUCAAGGCGGCCAAGAAGAGUGCUGCCAAACACAAGUUUGCUGGCUUCCCACGGCCUGAAGAAAAUGAAGGGAUUGUUUCUGCAAAUGGCAUUGUCAAACUGCACAAGGAGUCAGAAGAAUGCACAAAUUUUUCGCGGCUGCUUAAGCACGAACGGAAGAACAUUUCCAUCUUCAAAAGGGAGCAGAAAGCUGCGACCACCCUUGGGAUUAUUGUUGGGGCCUUUACCGUGUGCUGGCUGCCCUUUUUCAUACUUUCCACUGCUAGACCCUUUAUCUGUGGAAGGUCUUGCAGUUGCAUCCCGUUGUGGGUUGAGAGGACUUUCCUGUGGUUGGGUUAUGCAAACUCUCUUAUCAACCCCUUUAUAUAUGCUUUCUUCAACCGGGACCUGAGGACCACCUAUCGCAAUCUGCUGCAGUGCAGAUAUAGGAAUAUCAACCGUAAGCUAUCAGCUUCAGGAAUGCAUGAGGCCCUGAAGCUUGCUGAAAAGUCAGAGUUUGUUCUGAGGAGCUCUGAUUACUCAAGAAAGAAGAGCCAUGAUUUAUGACUGAAUCAAGACCCAAGCAGUCAUAUACAGACAAGGAACUGCUGGGCAAAGGACAGUUCUGAAGGUCCAACCAGCAUGGAAAAACUGAUGGGUUAAUGAAAGGCACUUGGU
Messenger RNA from Gekko japonicus, 1902 nucleotides. RefSeq names its product 5-hydroxytryptamine (serotonin) receptor 7, adenylate cyclase-coupled (gene HTR7). The record is from RefSeq and is a predicted model, not a curated record. Gene Ontology annotation, biological process: smooth muscle contraction; chemical synaptic transmission; vasoconstriction. NCBI's taxonomy places the organism in Eukaryota, Metazoa, Chordata, Lepidosauria, Squamata, Gekkonidae. The transcript has 4 exons. Gene Ontology annotation, molecular function: neurotransmitter receptor activity; G protein-coupled serotonin receptor activity. Gene Ontology annotation, cellular component: membrane; dendrite. Bases 1 to 1791 code for a protein of 596 amino acids.